GUAACUAGAGCUCACACUCACCCAGCAGCAGCCCAGAAAGUUUUCAGAGCCAAAGAGGAGAUUACAAAAUAACUAAGCCGUUCUCUUUCUGACUGCGAUAGUCAGCAUUCCUAGCGAAACUAGGGAAAUGGGUUAUUAAUGUUGUCCCUUUUAUUUCUGUGCUCAGUUAGAGAUUUACUCCCACCUUGUGUGUUUUUGUAUUUAUGCGGAGUUUACAACACCUUGCCUGAUUUACCACAAUGCAUCUCACGACUGAAGAAACAAUAGAGCUUGGACUCAAUGACCAGGGGACAGACAAUCCUGCAUUUGGGGACAAAGAUGACGAACAGCCACAGCUGACAGCUGAUCCUGGGGAGUCUCACACAGAGGAAACCCUAGAAGAGACAACAGGAAAAAAAAUAGAUUUAGUUUACUCCCUUAAUGACAGGCCACCAUGGUACCUCUGCAUUUUGCUUGGCUUCCAGCAUUACAUUCUUGCUUUCGGUGGCAUCAUUGCAGUUCCACUGAUCUUGGCUGAACCGCUCUGUAUAAAGGACAACAACAUUGCUAAAAGUCAGCUGAUCUCCACCAUAUUCUUUGUGUCAGGAUUGUGUACGCUGCUGCAGACAACUGUUGGAAACAGGUUACCAAUCCUCCAGGGUGGCACAUUCAGUUUCAUCACACCAACCCUGGCAAUUCUUGCAUUACCCAAGUGGCAGUGUCCUGUGCCAAAUGUACCUGUGAAACCAUUGGUGCAGUUUCAUAAUGGCACCAGUCCACUACAAAUGGAAAAUUCAGAUGAGGUCUGGAUGACAAGAAUGCGUGAGAUCCAGGGAGCCAUUCUGGUAUCCUCUCUCCUUCAGCUCACACUAGGCUUAUCUGGGCUGGUGGGCCUUGUGCUAAGAUAUAUUGGUCCUCUGGCUAUCGCUCCCACCAUCAAUCUCAUUGGUCUGUCACUGUUUACUGAGGCUGGAAAGAAGUCUGGAGGCCACUGGGGAAUAGCUGCUCUCACAGUGGGUCUGAUUCUACUGUUCUCCCAAUAUCUCAGCAACGUUGAUGUUCCAAUGGUUUCUUACAAGAAUAAAAAAUGGAUGGUGUUCCAGUAUCCACUCUUCAAGCUGUUCUCUGUUUUGUUUGGCAUGUGUGGUGGCUGGCUUAUCUGUUUCUUGCUGACCAUUUUUGAUGUCCUGCCUUCAAAGUCUGAUAAGUAUGGCUUCUCAGCCAGAACCGACAUAAACCUGGAUGCUGUUACAAACUCUCCAUGGUUCCAUGUGCCUUAUCCUGGUUGGUAGCAGGCUGGUCCUCCAGACUACUGGAAUUCUGAUGAUCAUCCUCGGAAUCUUUGGAAAGUUUGGAGCAAUUUUUAUCACUAUCCCAGAUCCAGUCAUUGGGGGCAUGUUCCUUAUUAUGUUUGGAAUGAUUGCAGCAGUUGGGAUAUCCAACCUCCAGUAUGUGGAUCUUAACUCUUCACGUAACCUCGUCAUCCUGGGCUUUUCAACCUUCAGCGGUCUGGUUCUACCCACCUGGUUUCAAUCCAAUCCUGGCAUCAUUGACACUGGAAUUAAAGAGCUGGACCAAUUGAUUGUAGUGCUUUUUACCACACAUAUGUUCAUCGGUGGAUUUUUUGGAUUCAUACUGGAUAACACCAUUCCAGGUACUGACAAAGAGAGAGGUAUCAAGAGCUGGCAGGACAAGGUGCAAGAUGGAAGCAAAAACAUGCAUGACCAGUCAUGCUAUGAUAUACCUUUCUGCAACAAGGUUUUGAAAAGGUUUAGAUGUUUCCAGUGCCUCCCCUUCCUCCCUUCUUACAAGACCACCCAGUAGUAGGCAACCAUGUAAGGAUGUGGUAGCUCAGUGUGCAAAAUUAAUGUUGGCCUGUUAGCCCCAUUAGAACAAAGAAGUCUUAAUUGGAUGGAAUAUUCUCAAUGACAAAAUAAGUGUACAUGACACUUACCUUAUUUCUUCAGUGCUAUUACGGUUCAUUUUAAACUUCACUGCUGACAGUGUUUUCACAGUGUCACCUUUCUGCUGAAGUUUCAGUUUCCCAUGUUUGUUGAUCUGGUUAAUUAUUUCUAAAGAGUUGAAUCUUUGAAACAAAUAGAAGUGUUUCACAUUACAGAAUUUCAAAUUCACAUUACAGUGUACAUUGGCAUCAAUAGGCAGAGGUCAAGCUGCUGCGGCUUUAAACUGUCAUCGUGCUUCUGAAACUAUCUUUUAGACUGAAAACCCAGUGGAGACAUAAAGCCGCUGAUUCUUUAACAUUAUUAAAAUAAAAUCUAGUUUAAUCUCACUUACCGAAAACAAACACUGAAACAAUAUUUGUGCUAAUUGGUUACUAGUUUGUUUUUAUAUUAUGUUUAAUUAAUUAAUUAUAUGGAUGGUUGCAAUUAAAAUAGCAAUUUAUAGGUAGUGCAUUUAUAAACAUUAGGAUGUUGUUGUUUUUUUUGCAAUAUCGCUGAUGUUUGUGUCCUGCUUCAUUUUCACUGUUUCAUUUUGUUUGAACUUGAACAGGUUGUAUUAAAAUGUGACGAGUUGAGAUUGUUGCUUAUU
Molecule: messenger RNA, 2529 nt
Organism: Haplochromis burtoni (Burton's mouthbrooder)
Lineage: Eukaryota; Metazoa; Chordata; Actinopteri; Cichliformes; Cichlidae
Product: solute carrier family 23 member 2
Biological process (GO): transmembrane transport
Cellular component (GO): membrane
Molecular function (GO): transmembrane transporter activity
Source: RefSeq, a predicted model, not a curated record